AUACUGUCUCUUUGUUGUUGGAUAGUGAAUGGAUGGUUAAUAUAGUCGGGAAACAAGCUGACAUUUCUUCAGCGCACAUCUCGCAUACCGAUAAAACGAGCGAAUGAAAUUCCACUGCUACUUAAAGUUGAAUGUAUGGGUGCAAUUGUGUGAGAAAUAGCACCCCCAUGCAACUUUAACAGUUGCCAUAACCACACUAUAUACGCAACGUAACGUAAACCACCAAUCCAAAGUCCGUUGUGUGUGUUAAAGUCAAAGGUGACCCACACGACCCGUUGUUUGACCCACACACAUACACCACCCACCUUGCACCCUACCCGACUACUACCCAUCACUUUAUAUAAAACCCGCUGGACUCAGUCAUGUCUCACUUUCGUUGUCCUAAUUCCACACUCAUGAGUGCGGCCGGAUAUUACUCUUACCACCAAGGCAAUUCUGCCGUCGAAGACGACAAUGACCGUGAUUCUUCUACUAUGCUUCUUGAAGAGCAACUACCACGCUCGUCUUCGUCGUCGUCGUCAACAAGACCAACCAUUAUCAAUGCUAGCACACUACGCAAUUCGAGGUUAUCUUCAACAACGACACCAACGAGAAACAGCAGCAGCAGCAGCAGUACUAAUAGUAAUAGCAGCAGUAGCAAUGGUUUGAGACAUGGAGGAUACAUUCACGACGAAGAGGACGAUGACAAUGGCUCCGUUCUUUCAGCUUCUAGUGCUUCUUCUUCAUCGUCUUCCACCAUUCUUGCGCCAAGACCUGCCGCUUCUACUCGUGAACCAACUUCAACAAGCGCUCGACCUGCUUCUUCGUCUUCUCGACAACAACGAUCAACAGCAGUACAACAACAGCAACAACAAAGACGAAAUCAAUUAUUAGCGGCGCAACAGCAGCAACAGCAACGUCAAUCACAACAACAGUCAAAUGACGAAGGUCGUCGUUGCUGGAUCUGUUUUGGUGAAGACGCUGAUUCUGAAGGAAACUGGGUCAAACCAUGCAAGUGUUCUCUUGUUUCUCACGAAAAAUGCUUGUUGGAUUGGAUUACAGAGAACCAAAAAGGAUCACCCUUGAAAAAGGUGCACUGUCCACAAUGCAACACACCGUAUCAUCUCUCAGAGCAUCGCAGUUUGCCGCUUGCACUUCUUACACUCGUAGACAGUCUAGUACAUACAGCUGCUCCCUAUCUGACAUUCCUUGGUUUGGGUUGCUCGAUGCUGAUCACGUCUACGACGUAUGGCGCAUAUACUGUGCUGACGCUGUUUGGUGCUCGUGAAGGCGAACGACUUAUCGGAUCACCAGUAGCAUGGACAUGGCGUACUUGGCUUGGAUUACCCUCUAUUCCAGCAGCCUUGAUUUUAUCUCGUUCACGUUGGGCAGACGGGGUCUUACCGUUUGCUGCUAUGCUAUUACUACGCGCAACAUCGACACAUCCAAACUCCCCUGUACAAGUGUCAUGGCCGCCAUCUCCAACUGUCACCGUGGGGGCAUUACCAUGGGUUAGACUACUCUAUAACAAUUUAUACCUGCUGGCGCAGCAUCAGUUAUCUCGGAAACUCCUGCAUCUUCGACGUGGACAGCAGGAACAACAACCUCAAACACGACGACAACAACAACAACAACAACAGAAUAAUACUACCGCUACUGCUCGGCAGGCACCGAAUGCAACUCAAAUGUAUCGCGAUGAGCUUGAGCGACAUGGUGCUGAAAUCCUAGGUGAUCCUACAUGGGAUGAACGUCGACGAAGAGACCAAGAACGAGAUGAUCAAACGGCAGAGGCUGAACGAGAAGCGGAUGCUUUGCUCAAUAUCCGUGAACGUGGCGAUUUGGGUGUCACUGUGAUUGGGGCACUUCUUUGGCCAACCAUCAGUAGCAUCGUGGGAAGCUGUCUCAACCAUUUCAAGUUGGUUCGCCAGUAUUUCCCCGAGCCCUAUCACAGGAGCUUUCUCGGCGGAUGCUUGUUUGUUGUGGCCAAGGACAUGGCCAGCUUGUUCUACAAGUAUGAGAAGAUCCGACAGCGCCAAUCGCGUCGUGUAUUGAACUAUGACAGCAGAAAAUAGAUAGAUACACCCUCCCCUGUUACCAUACUUUUCCUCAUCCUCCUCCUUGCCUUUCGAUCUAUUACCUCUGUUCCCCUUACAACCACAUUGGCUUUGUAUAUAACGUAAACGAACCAAUAUGAAAUCGUGUGAAUAUUAUGCAAAAGCCUCUUUCCAUUCGCUGGCGAUGCACAUAGUAGAG
Messenger RNA from Zychaea mexicana, 2232 nucleotides. RefSeq lists its product as uncharacterized. The record is from RefSeq and is a predicted model, not a curated record. Bases 363 to 2051 code for a protein of 562 amino acids. Gene Ontology annotation, molecular function: zinc ion binding. The transcript is spliced from 5 exons. Lineage: Eukaryota; Fungi; Mucoromycota; Mucoromycetes; Mucorales; Lichtheimiaceae.